Mugil cephalus (flathead mullet) is the source of this 4773-nucleotide messenger RNA. It is a transcript of the gene cdh26.1, whose product is annotated as cadherin 26, tandem duplicate 1. Gene Ontology annotation, molecular function: calcium ion binding; cadherin binding. Gene Ontology annotation, biological process: multicellular organism development; calcium-dependent cell-cell adhesion; homophilic cell-cell adhesion. Gene Ontology annotation, cellular component: plasma membrane; adherens junction; catenin complex. The record is from RefSeq and is a predicted model, not a curated record. The coding region runs from base 383 to 2845 and encodes 820 amino acids. The transcript is spliced from 19 exons. Lineage: Eukaryota; Metazoa; Chordata; Actinopteri; Mugiliformes; Mugilidae.
AACCUGAGCUAUAGAGCCCUGAGGGAUGUACACCUGACCUGAACGGUGCACGCGAGCACACUCAGAGAGUUACAGUUCACAUUUAUAUCAGUAGUCACAAACCACUUUUAUAUACAUCAAACUCGUGGGAACGAAUAUAGACAGCACAGCCCCAGCAGGUUUUGUCCUCCCACAGAAAGCGUGCGUACAAAAUUAAAAAAAAAAAAAAAAAGGCCUUAGAUAUAUCACAUUUCACGUGCACAGUCAGACGUUAGUUAACUGCAGUGUCAGCCAAUCUGCUGCCUGCAUGCACUGUGGGCUUGUCCUCUCGGCAGGAAUUCUCUAGCUCUCUGUGUCUCCACCUCAGCACUCCCGUGGAGGAUAUCAAACGGCGUGGACCAAGAUGAGGAUAAUUUCCCUGCUCGUUUUGGUUGCGUUAGCAGCCGUGGCAGAGUCUUGCAAGCACAAGCACAAAAGACGUGACAAACGGGAGGUCUUGGUGCGUUCCAAAAGAAGAUGGGUCCUGUCUACAAUUGAACUAGAAGAGGAAAAAGAAGGGACAUACCCAAUGGUGAUUUCUCAGAUGUUUAAUGACAAGACCCCAGGGAGAAACCACAAGUUUAUGAUAAGUGGAGACGGUGUGGCCGAGGGAUUGUUCACCAUUGACGAAACAACUGGGACUGUCUAUGCACAUCGACCUGUCGACAGAGAGAAAAAAGAGAGCUACCAUAUCACGUUUGACGUCAUUGACCGAAACACAAACAAGGACAUAGACCGGGAACUAGCGUUUGACGUUGCAGUAAAGGACAUAAAUGACAAUCCCCCUAUAUUCCAUCCAAGUGUGAUCAUAGCCGACGUAGACGAAAAUUCACAACCAGGGUACUUGCCGGCGCAGCUGCUCGCCUUUGACGCAGAUCAGAACGAUACGGACAACUCCAAGACAACGUUCACUGUGUUGAAACAGAAUCCAAUAGAGCCCAAGAUUGGUCUGCUGAGGCUAAGUGACAGAAUGGCCCAACUCACCUUUGAAGGGUGCUUUGACUACGAUAAAGUGAAGCAGUAUGAGGUUAUUGUCGAGGCAAAAGAUCAUGGAACACCGACACUUUCCUCUACUGCCGUUGUUACUCUGAAUAUACAUGACAAAAACAGCCAUCCACCGAAGUUCAAGAUGAGGGAGUACCGAGGCGAGGCCUUUGAACUGACCAUCAAAAAAGAUGUUUUGAGGGUCUCGGUAGAGGACAAAGACACUCCUAAAACAGACGGCUGGCGUGCUGAGUACUUCUUCAUUAAAGGGAAUGAGGAAGGGAUCUACAAAAUUGAAACUGACCCAGAUACCAAUGAGGGCAUUCUGAGCAUCGUUAAGGAGAAGAAUUACAAACUAACAACUAAUAACACGCUGCAAAUCGGAGUGAAAAACGUCGAAGAGUUAUUUGUUUGCGGAAAGCCACUGGCUUCACGUCCUAGUAACGACCAGCCCCUAGAUACAGUCAACAUCACGAUGACGAUGAUCGAUGCCAAUGACCCUCCGGAGUUUGAGCGGCAAAUUGUUGAAUUGUACACGAGGGAAGAAGAGAAGCCAGGACAGCUGCUGUUCACUCCAAAAGUUCAUGAUGUGGACUCAAAAAACAUCAGAUACGAGCUGGUAGAAGAUCCAGCUGGCUGGAUGAAGAUAAACGGCAAAACAGGAGAUCUCAGAACAGUCAAGACGUUGGACAGAGAGUCCCCCUACGUUAAAGACAACGUCUACAGGGUCGUCAUGGCUGCCAUUGAUGAUGGUCAACCUCCAGCCACAAGUACAUGCAUCAUCAACGUCAACUUGAGGGACAUCAAUGACCACAAGCCUUCUCUGGUCAACGGACACCUCACUCUGUGUGGAAACAAGGAUAACAAGGUUGUGGUGUCUGUGGAGGACAUGGACGCACAUCCUUACGCUGGGCCCUUUAGCUUCUCCCUGGCAGAUGAUGAUCUGAAGGAGCUAUGGAAGCUAGAGCCAGCUUUUGGUGAAGAAGGUGGGCUCGUGACCCAGAAUUCGCUUCCUUAUGGUAACUACUCAGUACCCCUGAAGAUUCAGGAUCAGCAGGGCUCAACGAAAGAAGAGACCCUGGAAGUGACGAUCUGCAACUGUGGAGAAGGCGAUGUUUGUCUCGCCAAGCAGGGACGCUCAGUAAGCCUCGGACCAGCUGGCAUUGGACUGUUAAUCGCAGGCUUGCUCUUAAUGUUGUUGCUGGUUUUCGCAGUUGCCUGUGGGUGUGGACCUGAGCCGUUUAAGCAAUUGGAGGAGGAAAAGGGCAACGAGACACUUAUCAAUUACUGUGAGGAAGGAGGGGUCUCUGCAAACCUGGCUGUUCCCAAACUGAGCACAAAGAGCAAAAGAGGAAUGUCGGUAUUAGAUGGCAUCAAGCAGGGUUCCUUGAAGACGUCUCAGAGCAUCCCAGUGACGGCCUACAACAUAGAAAAGUACAACUCAGGGAUGAGCACGAUGAACUCGGGCUUUGAUCAUAGAGGGAGCGUCAUGAGCCACGGCAUGCAGGGAGUGAACUACACAAUGUCAUCAAACAACACAAACCACAAUUGGCGGGGCUCAUCAAAUUACCAGCGUUCUCGAAGCAUGUAUGGAACCGAUCGCAUUGGAGAUUACCUUCAAGGGAGACUUUUGGCGGCUGCUGGCAAUAAUGGAAGCCACGACACGCACCUGCCUUACAUAUAUGCCGACGAGGGGGAGGGCAGCGUUUGCCUGACGCUUGACCAGCUGUCAGUCAGCAACCUGGGAGACGAUUUGCAGUUUCUCGAUAAUUUGGGGCCAAAGUUCAAGACACUGGGAAACAUCUGUCAACAGGAUAUUCAACCAAAGACCGUAAAGCUUUAAAGGGCACUGCUGGAAUGUAACUUUUGUUUAAUAUUUUUUUUUUUUUUUUUUUUACCUAGUUUGCACUUAUUUGAGUGGAUCUUUAGAGGGAUGAUAUACCGCAAUGGCUGGAUUUUGUACUUACGCAGUGUGGACCAAAACAACAUGCUUUUUUUUAGCAACACAUUGAGUGCUGGCAUCUAACCAUGAAACAGGGAUUAUUUAAAAGUAGCUUUACUUUGCUUGCUUGAAGAUGGAAUGAUUGCACUUUACUAACCGUCAUGCUCGGGGGAUUUUGAUUUGCAGCACGCUGGCAGUUAUUAGGUGUGUCUGCUUGUUUUGCUCAAACCAAAGGGUGUGAUGCCACUCUUAGAAACUUUAAAUAUCUGUUGCUAAUGAUCUGGUGAUGCAGGGAGCGCAGCAUUCAAUGUUCAUGUGUUCAUGAUGUUUUGUAUUCUUUUGUUUAUUUUUGUAUUCUUUUUUAUUUCAGGAGAAAAAUGAUGUUGCACUACAUAUGUAUAUCUAUAUCUAUAUCUUAGUAGUAUAUGUUGUCCAUAUGUUGUCACAUGUCCUUCCAAGGGAAAACUAAGUAUGGAUUUAUUGGAAUUACACUAAAAAACAGGGAAACUAACAUUUUGUUUUGUACCACUGUAUAAUGAAUUACGCACUGGUACAAGUAGCAGCCUGAACCCUAAUGACUCCAUCACCUUAUCAGAAAGGUCGAAAGUAAAGCUGGGUUGUCUGUUUUCUUUCCCAGCCUGUUGUUCCGGUGAUAACGCCAUUCUAACACACGGCAGAGGAAUUUUCUUAGACAUACAGCAUGUCAGGAGCUUCACUUUGUGCUGCAUCUAUGAGCUUCUGAUGAAAGACAUGAACGCCCUUAACCCUUUCUGCAGAUGUGACCAAACAUGUUUUGUUUUGAUGUGAACGUAGAUGGGAGGAGAGGUGUGGUGUUGUUGUUGGUGGCCAUUGGGUAGCAAAGACCAAUUUGCAUUAGCAGUACUGCUAGGCUUGAUAUCGAUCCGAUACAACGGGGCCAGUAUCGCCAAUACCGAUAUCGAUACUUGAUGCAUCCUCAAUCUGGAUCAAUCUAAAUCUGAAUGAAUUUUCAUGACCUUUAAGUGUUUUUGUGUUUUGCCUUUUGGAUGAGUGAUCAGUUAAAAUCCAGUACAGAAAUUUGUAAAUAGGAAAUACUUGGCCAAGUGUUUAGAGCCUUCACUUCUUUGUUUUUGUUCUAAAAUAGUGUACAAAAUUAUCACUUCACAACAAAUAUAUAAAUAUAGAAAAAAUUGAUUUUCUAUUUAAUUUCUUUUUUCCAUGAUUUUUCAUAUGGGUAUAUAAGUUGGUUUUGUUAGCAGUUUUUCCUUUUUUUUUUUUUUUAUAAAUAGUACAAUUUGCUGUCAUUUCAUUUUGACUUUGUGUAAGAGAGAAAAGUUAUUGGGACAUUAUUUUAAAAAUUACCACAUAUGCAUUUCCACUGACAAAAAAGUAUUUCAUUUAAGAAAAAAAUAAAAUGAAUAAUGCAGCUGUGUAACUGUACUUACCUUUCAAUAACUGAGUAAUAUUCAAACUUUCACUUUCACUGAAAUAACUUGACAAAAAUAAUAAUAAAUAAAAAUGUAGUGAAAAUUAACUAAUGAAAAUCUGACAUUGCUUUUGAAUUGCGGUUCAAGCAAAUAAUUAAAAAACAAAUAAUAAUAAUGUUGAAACUGGCCUGGACAAAAAGGAUGGUGUCCUUAACCUAAUAUUUUUGAAUGUUUUUGAAUUUUCACUACAUUUUUUAUUUGUUAUUACUUUUAUUGAGUUUCAAAUUAUUUCAGUGACCAUCCUGGGUUUUUCUUUAUUUUCACACAAGGGCCAACAAUUUUGUCCACGUGUGUACCAGGCUUCAACAGAAGCGACUUCAUUAAUUAUUAAUUCAUUCCAAAUAAAUCUCUGUUGUUCUUGAA